AUGAGUCCGGAUAAACACUGGCUCUGCUGUCCAUUAAAUUUAUUUCUUCCCAAUCAGAUUUAUCAGAGAUAUAUUGUCUACUUUAAAGAAGAAAUGUCUAAAAAAUACUUUAGUACAGACCACAAAGAGAGAGUUAACAGCACAAAGCAGGUGCGCCGUCUGCUAUCUGCUGAUAAUGAGACUUUACUUGAAAGCGUUCUAGCGAACGCCCAGAAAGAUAUGACGAUUUAA
This is a messenger RNA of Cotesia congregata, 231 nucleotides long. NCBI's taxonomy places the organism in Eukaryota, Metazoa, Arthropoda, Insecta, Hymenoptera, Braconidae. The record is from the annotation of a GenBank genome assembly.